Molecule: messenger RNA, 2724 nt
Organism: Babesia ovata
Lineage: Eukaryota; Apicomplexa; Aconoidasida; Piroplasmida; Babesiidae
Product: oxoglutarate dehydrogenase (succinyl-transferring) E1 component
Exons: 2
Coding region: 1-2724 (907 amino acids)
Biological process (GO): tricarboxylic acid cycle
Cellular component (GO): mitochondrion; oxoglutarate dehydrogenase complex
Molecular function (GO): oxoglutarate dehydrogenase (succinyl-transferring) activity; thiamine pyrophosphate binding
Source: RefSeq, a predicted model, not a curated record
AUGCAGGGUGACGGAAUAGCUACUGGAUCGACCGCCGGAAGGGAGACCAGCGUGGUGUCUCUGUUGGCAUCAUCGGUAGCCGACGAUGCCGAGCGACUUGUUAUGAUUCGUUUGGCGGAGCUUGUCCGCGCUUACCGCACCUAUGGCCACACUCAGGCCACUUUGGAUCCGCUCUGUCUGCCACGCGAACCGCCCUUCCACCGCUUUAGCCCCAAGGAAGUCGAGGUUUGGUUAGCGCCGGAAACCUACGGGUUAACCGAAGCCGAUUUGUCACGUACCAUUCCUUCCGGCCUGCUUCCCGGUCACAUGGGGAGUUCGGCAACUGUAGCGGAAUGCAUUUCUAACCUACGCAAGAGCUACUGCGGCGACUUCACGGCGGAAUUCUCCCACCUGCCCGUAGAGGAGCAGCGUUUUUUCGUUGACAGGAUUGAGAAUCCCAGUGCCAUGGAUUUCACAAAAAAUGAACGCCUUGAGUUCUUCAGAUCCGUGGCAAGUGCAGUCAUGUUCGAGAGGUUCUGCACCAAGGCCUUCCCAACUGUCAAGCGGUUCGGUGCCGACGGUCUUGAGUCGAUGGUGGUAUCAUUGGACGUUCUAUGCAGCUUGGCAGAGUCCUCCGGUGUCGAUUCGCUUUUGAUGGGAAUGUCGCACCGUGGUCGCCUCAAUGUGUUGGUGAACAUUUUAAACCGCCCGCUCGACGAGAUGUUUGCCGAGUUCCGCGGUAAAAACUGGUAUGCAAAGGAAGGCAGCGAGUACUGCGGUGACGUUAAGUACCACUUUGGCUAUCGCAGUCGUCGCGGUUCGUUGCGUCUAGAGAUGUUGCACAACCCCUCUCAUCUGCAGUUUGUGCACCCCGUGGUUAUGGGUCAGGCUCGCGCACGUCAGGUAAAUUCGGGUUUGGAAGCUAGCAAGGUUAUUCCCGUGGUACUUCACGGUGACGCUGCAUUCAGUGGCGAGGGAGUAACUGCGGAGACUGUGCAGAUGUCCCGUAUCCCUGAGUACGCAGUAGGAGGAAUGAUAAACAUAGUCGUCAACAACCAAAUUGGGUUUACCACCUACCCCGCCGGUGGCGCCUCGACUCGUUACACCACCGACUUGGCGAAGAUGGUGGAAUCGCCCGCGCUCCACGCCAAUGCGCACAACGUGGAGGCCGUCGUGAUGGCGUCCCGCCUGGCCUACGAGUAUCGUCAGCGGUUUGGAAAGGACGUGUUUGUGAACUUGGUCGGUUUCCGUAAGUUUGGACACAACGAACUGGAUAUGCCAAAGUUCACCAACGCCGAGAUGUAUGCGCGUGUCGAAAAGAAGGAGGAUGUGUUGGUUGCAUAUCGCAAUUACCUGUUGGAGACCGGUGUGUUCACGGAGGCCGAGAUUUCCGCCGUCGAGGCUGAAAUUCAGGCCGAAUUCGACGCUGCUCUGAAACGAUCCAUUGAGGUGUCCGCCAUUGCGCCGCCCCCGCAGACCCAGGAGUGGAAAGCCCCCGCCAUGAGCUCGUCAUCUCCCGUGACCGGUGUGGAAGUGACCCGCCUGGUUGAGUUGGGCAAGGCAUUGAACGCCGUUCCGGAGGACUUCCAGCUUCACCCUGCUAUCCGCCGUAUUUUUAAGGAACGCACAAAGGCGAUAGACACGGGUGCCAACAUUGAUACCGGUCUGGCCGAGGCAUUGGCCUACGCAUCGCUCGCACAGGACGGAUUCCGCGUCCGUUUGGUAGGCCAGGACUCCAAGAGGGGCACCUUUUCACACCGCCAUUCGUUCGUGCAGUGCCAGAAGACUUUCCGGGUAUUCAACAUCUUCUCGAAUGUGCCGAAAGGGGAUCAGAUUGAGGUGCUGAAUUCGCUGCUUUCGGAGACGGCUGCUAUGGGUUUCGAGUACGGUUACGGUCUUGAGAACCCCCGCAUUCUGAACAUGUGGGAGGCGCAGUUUGGCGAUUUCGCGAAUGUGGCUCAGGCGGUGACCGACGAAUUUGUGGUUAGUGGAGAGGCCAAAUGGGGCCAGCAGUCGGCUAUGUGCCUGAUGUUACCGCACGGUUUCGAUGGGCAGGGGCCUGAUCAUAGUUCUGCUCGUUUGGAACGAUACCUGCAGCUAUCAAACGAGCCCGAGGAUAUGCAAGAAUUCCUGUCGCUCUCCAACGAUGAACACGCAAAGCGCGUUAACAUCGGCGUUAUAAAUUGCACCCGUUCGAGCAACCUCUUCCAUGCGCUACGUCGCCAGAUGCUUCGUGACUUCCACAAGCCGCUCGUAGUUAUGACCGGCAAGAAGCUUCUAAAGUUGCGUGGAACUUACUGCAGCUUGGAGGAGUUCGGACCUACCCAUGCUUUCAGGCCGGUAAUCCCCGCAACUGUGUCGGAUGUAUCUGCUGUUGAUACCUUGAUACUUUGCAGCGGGCAGGUCUACUUUGACCUGUCUGGUCGGGUGACUGAGCUCGGGAUGGGUAAUAUCGCCGUAACCACAGUGGAGCAGCUCUGCCCGUUCCCCGUCAGUGCCUUGAAGACGGAAUUUGAGCGCUUCCCCAACCUCAAGCGACUGGUUUGGUGCCAAGAAGAGCAUGCCAACGCUGGUGCAUGGGGUUACGCGUCUCCUCGCAUCGGCCACUUGUUGCGCCACAUCGGCUCCGGUUUACACCUGGAGUACGUUGGACGCGCCCCGCUUGCAGCUCCUAGCUGUGGUGAUGGAGCUACUCACAUCCUCGAGAUGCAGCGAGUUCUGUCCCAGGCGGUGCCGCAGCCUUAA